AUGGAGAAUGGUAAUGUAGGAAAAAGGGGGGCUGCAGUUGACAAGGAUGGGGGAACCCACCAACACAUGGAUAAAAUUGGCUUUUGGAAUUCCAGGGGGCUAAAUAAUCCGGAUAAACAGAAGGAAAUUCAUCUGUUUAUGCAUAACUCUCAGGUUGAACUAUUUGGCCUCUUGGAAACAAAGGUUAAGAGAGCUAAGGCUCAGAAAGCUGCUCUUAACCUAUGUAAUGGAUGGUCCUAUAGUACGAAUCUAAGUCAACAUGAAGGAGGAAGAAUAUGGCUCUUAUGGAAGACUUUGGUAUUUGAUAUAAGCAUAUACAAAGUCACAGAACAAUUAAUACGUUGUGGAGUACAUCAUAGAGGAACAAGAAGGAAAUUUUCAAGAACAAUGGUAUAUAGAUUCAAUGAUGGUGCACUAAUAAGGAAAUUAUGGGAGGAUAUCAAGGAGAUUCAUGAGCAUAUGGAUGAACCUUGGGCAGUCAUGGGGGAUUUUAACUGUGUCCUACAUAAAGAGGAAAGGAUUGGGAGCCCAGUUACAAUGGCAGAAAUAAGAGAAUUCAAGCAAUGUGUGGAUAAAUGUACAUUACAGGAUAUGAAAUCUUCAGGGGCCUUCUUUACGUGGAACAACAAACAGGGAGGUACUGACAGAGUAUAUAGUAGGAUUGACAGAGUGUUGAUCAAUAAUGAGUGGAUAUUAGCUUUACCAGAUUCAGAGGUAUACUAUAGGAAUGAAGGGACAUUUGAUCACUGUCCUGCAAUAAUUAGAUGGGCAGUAGAUCAAAAGAAGCAGCAUAUGUUCAGAUACUUUAACAUGUGGAGCAUGACACCAGACUACAAAGAGACAGUAAAGCAAGGGUGGAAGACAAACAAAACUGGGACCAAAAUGUAUGAGUUGGUGGGAAAACUAAACAACCUGAAGGGGAAAUUAAGGCAGCUAAACAAAGAGAAGUUCAGUCAUAUAGAAAAGAAAGCAGAUCAAGCACAAGAAGAAUUACUGCAAUGUCAACAAAGUAUUCAGCAAACACCUCUUAAUCCGGAGCUACAAGAGGAAGAAGCAAGGCUAAUCAGGAAGACUAAGAGGUUGAUUGAAGCAAGUCAUCAAUAUUUGAGGCAGAAAAGUAAGGUGCAAUGGCUGGAAAAAGAGGAACUAAACACCAAAUUUUUUCAUAGUAUGAUGAAGGCUAGAAGGAAUAUGAACAUAAUCUUCUCUAUAACAGAUGCACAGGGAGUCAAUCGAACUGAGGUGGAUGCAAUUUCAAAGUCCUUUAUUGAUUUCUACACUACUUUGUUGGGCACUACCAACAAGGGAAGGGAGCAUGUCAAUAGUAGACUGAUUCAGCAAGGACCAGUAGUUACAGAAAAAAAUGAACAUGUUAGAGGAAAUGUUUACAGAAAGAGAGGUUAA
Molecule: messenger RNA, 1404 nt
Organism: Nicotiana attenuata
Lineage: Eukaryota; Viridiplantae; Streptophyta; Magnoliopsida; Solanales; Solanaceae
Exons: 1
Coding region: 1-1404 (467 amino acids)
Molecular function (GO): catalytic activity
Source: RefSeq, a predicted model, not a curated record